Messenger RNA from Hyphopichia burtonii NRRL Y-1933, 1213 nucleotides. Its product is annotated as 25S rRNA (adenine2142-N1)-methyltransferase. Gene Ontology annotation, cellular component: nucleolus. Bases 93 to 1112 code for a protein of 339 amino acids. Gene Ontology annotation, molecular function: rRNA (adenine) methyltransferase activity. NCBI's taxonomy places the organism in Eukaryota, Fungi, Ascomycota, Pichiomycetes, Serinales, Debaryomycetaceae. The transcript has a single exon. The record is from RefSeq and is a predicted model, not a curated record.
ACCUUUUUUUUUUUUUCAAAAGGUUUUUUUUUUUUUUACUUUCAUUAGAUAUCAUUUAGAGACAACCUUGAUUAACUGGGUAGAGAUUGAAUAUGGCAGGGAAGAAAAGAAGCGGAUUAUUGAGGAAACCGCAUUCAAUAACCACCGAUAAGAAAAAGCUACCCAAGAGUUUCAAGCCACAACAAGCACGACAAUUGAUACGCCGGUACCAUGUCUUACAUAAGAACAAGCAAAUGAUCUUGAGUCGGCUUAAUGAGAGUAAGGUAAUUGAGGAGGAGCUUAGUAUAGAUAAUUAUAAGAGGGUAAUUGGUGGGAACAAACAUUAUAAGCAAGGAUAUGAGGAAUUACUGGUCAAUAGAAAGAAGAAUGUUGAGAUGAUUCGAAUUGAGAAUAAGAUGAGAAAAGAAGAAUUGAUCAAGAAACUAGGAGAAAUAGAUAAAGAGGUUGAUACAAGAGGAGGGUUAGCGGCAUACCAAAUUGCAUCUACGCAAGGACAAGACACCCAGCGAGGAGGAGACUCGCUGAAGAAGCUAAUCGAGUGGAUGAAGGGAGCAAAAUACCAGGGUAAAAUUGAAGAAAUGAAGAAAAUGAAUAGGAAGAUUAAUGCAUUAGAGAUUGGAAGUUUGAGUGCCAAUAAUAUGAUAAGUACUAGUAAGGUAUUUGAAGAAGUGAAGAGAAUUGAUUUGAAUUCACAAAAUGGACAAUUAAUUGAAAAACAAGAUUUUAUGCAAAGACCACUACCAAAAGAUGAAAACGAGAAGUUUAAUAUGAUUAGUUGUUCAUUAGUAUUAAAUUUUGUCCCAUCGGCGAUUUCCAGAGGAGACAUGUUGAAAAGAAUUACAAAAUUUUUGAAAACUCCCAAAGCCAAUGAGAUAAGUGGUUUGUUCCUAGUAUUACCAUUACCCUGUAUUAACAACUCUAGGUAUUUUGAUAAGAAAGAAUUAGAUAAGAUAAUGCUAGGACUUGGGUUCAAAGAGCAAGAAUACUAUCAAGCGAAAAAAGUUGCUUAUUGGUUGUAUGAUUGGCAAGGAGAAGCGACUCCUGCAAAAAAUCAAAAGAAAGAAUUACAUAAGGGUAGUAAUCGGAAUAAUUUUUGUAUAUUAAUAAAAUAAUCUAGACUUGACAAUCACUCCAUGGGGUAGAGAUAUUUAAUGGAGUAUAAUGGGAGAUACAAGGCGUACCUGUGAAUACAAACCAACAAUCACUAGACGUG